This is a messenger RNA of Spea bombifrons (plains spadefoot toad), 2350 nucleotides long. It is a transcript of the gene SP9, whose product is annotated as Sp9 transcription factor. The record is from RefSeq and is a predicted model, not a curated record. The transcript is spliced from 2 exons. Gene Ontology annotation, biological process: regulation of transcription by RNA polymerase II. Gene Ontology annotation, molecular function: RNA polymerase II cis-regulatory region sequence-specific DNA binding; DNA-binding transcription factor activity, RNA polymerase II-specific. Bases 104 to 1408 code for a protein of 434 amino acids. Lineage: Eukaryota; Metazoa; Chordata; Amphibia; Anura; Pelobatidae.
UUCCCAUUCACCAGAAACUUGUAUUGAAGAGAAGAAGCCUCGGAGCGCUGGCAGCAACUACCCCCAGCCGUUCAGACCUCCGCACCUGGGCCAGGGACGGGCUAUGGCUACGUCUAUACUUGGGGAAGAGCCGAGAUUUGGGACCACUCCUCUGGCCAUGUUGGCUGCCACUUGUAACAAGAUCGGAAACACCAGCCCCCUGAGCAGCCUCCCGGAGUCCAGCGCCUUUGCCAAGGGAGGUUUUCACCCGUGGAAGCGCUCCUCGUCCAGCUGCAGCCUGGGCUCCAGCCUCGGGGGCUUCACUGUGGCGACCAGCCGGGCCUCUGGCGCCCUUAGUGGGGGCAGUGCCACCGCCAACAGCGCCUUCUGUCUGGCCUCUACCUCCCCGACCUCGUCGGCCUUCAGCAGCGACUACAGUGGGCUUUUCUCCAACGCCUCGGGGGUCUCCCCGCAGGAAGCCGCGGGCCAGUCGGCCUUCAUUUCCAAGGUGCACGGUGCGGCAGACGGCCUGUACCCGCGGGUGGGCAUGGCUCACCCCUACGAGUCUUGGUACAAAUCCGGUUUCCACUCGGAAGUGACCAACGGGGCCUCCGCCUGGUGGGACGUGCACGCUGCCAGCUCCAGCACCUGGCUGGAGGUCCAGAACCCGCCUGCAGCCGCUGCCGCCCUGCAAGGGGCCCUGCACUCCGGGGGGCCCCAUGGCCAGCUCAGCGGCUACAGCCCGGACUUCAGCUCCCUCACUCAUUCCGCAUUCAGCUCCACUGGCCUGGGUUCCAGCGCUGCCUCCCACCUGCUCUCCACGGGCCAGCACCUGCUCACCCAGGAUGGCUUCAAGCCCGUGCUCCCCUCAUACACGGACUCCGGCAGCUCCAUGCUCUCUGGAGCCUCGGCCUCCUCGGGCGGGGCCACGGGGCGCUCCGCGCGCCGAUACUCCGGAAGGGCCACUUGCGAUUGCCCUAACUGCCAGGAGGCGGAGCGUCUGGGGCCCGCGGGGGCCAGUCUGAGGAGGAAAGGGCUGCACAGCUGUCACAUCCCGGGCUGCGGCAAGGUGUACGGCAAGACGUCGCACCUGAAGGCGCACCUGCGCUGGCACACCGGGGAGCGGCCCUUCGUUUGCAACUGGCUCUUCUGCGGCAAGAGGUUCACCCGCUCGGACGAGCUGCAGCGGCACCUCCGCACCCACACCGGGGAGAAGCGCUUCGCCUGCCCCGUGUGCAACAAGCGCUUCAUGCGCAGCGAUCACCUGAGCAAGCACAUCAAGACACAUAAUGGGGGCGGCGGGGCAGGGGGCAAGAAGGGCAGCGACAGCGACACAGACGCCAGCAACCUGGAGACCCCAAGGUCCGAGUCCCCUGAACUCAUUCUGGAAGGCGUCAGGCCGGGCAAAGACUCUAACAAUGACCCUUAGGAGGUGGCAGCCGCCUCUGGGGGUGCCAAGAGACUCUUCCUUGUAAGGGGCAAGCACUUCUGGAGCGUAGACGGACUUUCACUGGGGGUCCAAGCACUUCUGGGUCUUCAGAGUGACUCUGGAAAAAGGAGCAGCCGCAAUGGCCAAGGUGCAGAGACAGUCCGAUGCUGCAGAGACUGCUUCCUGGAAGGGGCAAACACUUCUGGGCGCAGAAGGACUUUCUGUAGGGGUAGAAGCACUUCUGAAUCUUCAGAGUGACUCUGGAAAAGGAGCAGCCGCCCUUUUUUGACCCUCCUGUCUUUUGCUGACAUUCACCGGGUGGCAAAAAGACAGCAGCACCCGGUGUAAUCCGGUGUAAUCUCUGCGGAACUUUGGGGAAUACGAGAGCAAUAGAAGCCAAGACGUCUGGGCACUACCACUCAUUUUCGGUCUUUUCUUUUCGUGAUUUUACUGAAAAGGCAACAGGGACCUCAAAUUCCACAGUGGAUUAUGGCACAACCAAUCUUUCUGCGUGAUCUAUUUCCAAAUCAAUUUUUAUUUAAUAAAAACAAUAGAAAAUAAAAGAGAAAAUCAUCUCUAACGAUUUUAAGGUGAGAAUCAUUACAAGAAGGAAAAUUCGGACAAUUGCUUUGUAUUUCCUAUAGUCUGUAUAAAAAAGGUUACAAGAGCUUGUGUUGAUUUUCCUUUUCAAUUGUAAAUGUUUACUCGAAUAGUUUAUUUUUUGUGAAUUCCUGAAAUUCAGGAGAAUUUUUUUUUCUUAAUUUCCGAUGCACUUUGUGAAAGUCAAUAUAUAUAUGUAAAAGCUAUUUAAAAUGUUGAUUUAACAUUUCACUCAGACACGUAAAUUAAAUUCACUUAAACAAAUAUUAUGCGUUUAUCUGUAUUAUAUAAAAAAAAACUUGAUAUUUUGAUUUUCGUAUUAUUAAAGAAUUUUGAUCAAUG